CGCACACGAGAGGAGUACGGCACGCAGCGAGGCACAAACCUUAUCUUCAAAAACAAAACCGCGAAACGCCUUCACCUCUCCAGUCAGUUCGAGCGGAUCGCCUCACCGUGCCGCCUCAGCUCGGAGAACGAAUAGAGAGAGAGAGAGAGGGAGAGAGAGAGAGAGAGAGAGGGAGGGAGAGAGAUAGCGAGUGAGCGAUCCAACAGCGUGCUCGUGAAUAGAGAGAGAGAGAGAGACAGAGAAGAGGGAAAAGAAGAACCGGAGAUUUAGACGUUGUGAAUAGCGACAAAAAAACCCUUCCUUUUUUCUCCCUCCUCGCGGUUUCGCCACCGACCCCUUCGGGGCUCUUGGAUGAACCCGAACCCGGCGAGCUCCACCUGGACCCGCUGAGAGCAGCUCCGAACAGAGCAGGCAUGUCCCGAAGAAAGCAGAGCAACCCCAGGCAAAUCAAACGUCCCCUCGACGAUGGUCUGGAAGAAGAAGAGGAGGAAUGUGUGUCAGAUGGAAAUGAGCUGGUGGCUAAAGAUGAGUUCUCCGUGGAGGAAAACUUCACAGCAGACUUUGAGGCAGACAACCUCACCUGUGAGGACAUGGAGUACUUCUGCAACAAAGGAGAAGAGAACAGCAGGAGAGAGAUGGGGGAUACAGACAUGGAGGGACAGAAUGAGAAGACUAGACACCCCCCUUUGGAAUCAGAAGAAUGGGAUGGACCAAGAGAGUUAGACCUACUGAACAAAGAUGGCGAAAGGCGAAUUCACAGCCGUCAGCAGCUUCCUGUAGGAACCACGUGGGGACCAUUUGACGGCAAGAUCGAGAUGAGCACCGAUACAGCCGGCCUGAAGACCAAGGCCCCUGUCCCAGUGGUUUUGAGCUCGGGCCCCAGGUGGCUGUUGGAUGUGACUUGGCAGGGAGCAGAAGACAACAAAAACAACUGUGUGGUGUACAGCAAAGGUGGUCAGCUAUGGUGCACAACCACUAAGACCAUAAUGGAAGGAGAAGAGCUGGUGGCGUUUGUGGUGGACUUUGACUCCCGGCUGCACUCGGUCAACCAUAUGUCCCUGAGUGAGGGCAUGUACCCAGCACGCCUGUUGGACACCAUCCAGCUCCUACCCCAGCAAGCUGCCAUGGCCUCCAUUCUCCCUACCGCUAUAGUCAACAAGGACAUCUUCCCAUGCAAAGCAUGUGGGAUCUGGUUCAGAAGUGAGAGGAACCUGCAGGCCCAUCUGAUGUACUACUGCAGCGGGCGACAGAGGGAGCCAGAGAGUGUACCUGAAGAGAAUGAGGCAAACCCCCACCAAACCCCCAGCAUCUGCCCUUUCCCACAGUGCAACAAGAACUUCAGUAGCCCUCGUGCCCUGGAGAUGCACCUGAACACACACAGUGGUGUCAAAAUGGAGGAUACUCUCCCCCCUGGCACCAGCUUGAAAUGCACAAUCUGUAACUACACAGCAGAUUCUCUCAUUACAUUCCAGCACCACAUCCUCACUCACCUGUCACAGGCGGCCUUCAGAUGCAAUCACUGCCAUAUCAGCUUCCAGAACCACAGGGAACUCUUGCAGCAUCAGGACUUACAUGGCCAUUCCGGAAAGCUUCACAGGGAGAGCGACAGCGAGCACUCCCCGCGGGGGGCGGAGGAGACUCUGCAACAGGCCCGAGCAGAGCUGGCUGCCAGGAAGGACGUUGUCUUGCAAAGUCCCAAAAGCAUGCCCAACAAGGACGGUACCCCCGAUGGAGAGCUGGAGAGAACCGAGAAAAAGCUUGCACUUGGAAUGCAGAAGGGAGAAGGCCACCCAGGUGGCAAGGCUAGUUUCUCUUACACCAGGAUUAAGUCGGAGCCUUCCAGUCCCAGACUGGCUUCCUCUCCAGUUCAGCACAACAUGGGGCCCACCUUUCCCAUGGGCCCAUUUCUGUCACAGUUUGCAUUCUCCCAGGACAUUUCAGUAGUACCACAAGCAUCUGAAAUUUUAGCCAAAAUGUCAGAACUUGUGCAUCGCAGACUACGCCAUGGAGGAAACAGCUACCCACCGGUUAUAUAUAGUCCGCUAAUGCCAAAAGGGGCGACGUGUUUUGAGUGCAACAUAACUUUCAAUAACCUGGACAACUACUUAGUCCACAAGAAGCACUACUGCAAUAGUCGUUGGCAGCACAUGGCAAAGUCUCCAGAUUUCUCAAGUGUUUCAGACAAGGUGAGCCCAAACAGUGGUCACAGUUCAGUAGGGAUGCUUUCUGGAUGCCACUCAUCAGAGAGCGAUAAUCAUCUAAUGCCAUCAGCUUGCUUGAAUUCAUCGGUCUUGGACAUUAUGAAUGCUGGUGGCAAAGUGCCUGAUAAAGAUGUCACUGGACAAGUGAAAAAGGUCACCACUCCAACAGGUGUUGAAGAUAGGCUUAACGGUAAGCAGACAGAGGUCAAAAGUCCUAACACUUCCUUGGGGGAGACAGAGAAUGACCCAAACAAAACCACCUGCGAGGCCUGCAACAUCACCUUCAGUCGUCAUGAAACUUUCAUGGUCCACAAGCAGUAUUAUUGUGCUUCGCGCCACGACCCACCCAUGAAGCGCAUGUCUGCGAACAAGGUGCCCGCCAUGCAGAGGACCAUGAGGACACGCAAGCGUAGGAAGAUGUAUGAAAUGUGUCUGCCAGACCAGGAGCAGAGACAACCACUGGGGCCACAGACUGGAUUUCUAGGUGUUCCCACUUUGGGAAACCCCUGUACAUCCCAAGAAACUGUUGAAAGUCUGGCUGACCGCUUCCAUUCCCGCUGUGAUGUCUUUCCAGGUAUGGUCCCCAAACACCUUGAGGCUUCUCUUACUGUCUCAAAAUCCAUCCUAGCUCCCAAAAGCAAUGCCAUUACUGACCAACAAGAGCUAGAUGCACCAAUUGAUCUCAGCAAAAAGUGCUCCUCAGACAAGACAUGCAACUCGCCCAAAAGACUCUUAGACUAUCACGAAUGCACCGUCUGCAAGAUAAGUUUUAACAAGGUGGAGAAUUACUUAGCCCAUAAACAGAACUUUUGCCCAGUCACAGCUGCUCAACACAACGAGAUUGCCAGCCUGGACCAGCCCGUGUUCCCGGGCAUAAAGAGCGAAGGUAGUAAUCCUGAUGACGUGUACGACAAAAAUUCUGUGAAAUGUGAGAAAAAUAGCAGCACCAAGCUGAUGGUGCAAAACGGCAGCCUGUUCCCUCCGCACCUCGGGCCUGUGCCAGAGCUGAAGGCUUUUAAUGACCUCCAGCUCCUGCCCUCCAAAGAAGAGAACAAGAGCAUGUUUUUGCCUCACUGCCUUUACCCUGGAGCAAUAAAAAAGGUCAAAGGGGCAGAGCCAAUAUCGCCAUAUUUUGGGAUAAAGCCUACUGAUUACAUGGCAGGUGGCACGCUUAAGCAGGGUGAACCCAAUGAGCAAGAACAGGGUACCAACGGAGCAAGCGAAGAGGGCAAAGAACAACCAGCGGCCAACGGCUGCCCUAACCCUGGGAAAGAACCACUGCCCCUACUUCCCAAAAAUAGGGGAAUGGUAAUCAUCAAUGGUGGGCACAAACUGGAUGAGAACCAAGCGGUACCCCCUCAGCAAGAGAACCAGCCCAACAACCCCUCACCAGCUGAAGGGCAAACGUCACCCACAUGGGGCCCUGAAAACCCCCCAGAAUCCAAUGACAAUGCUUCACCCACGUCUAAAUCACCCACCGAGGAGACGCCACCCGUUGCAGCCAAAGGCAUGAAUGGGUCGGCUCAGCCAGCUGGAAGCGGCAAGUACUGCCGCCUCUGUGACAUCCAGUUCAAUAACUUGUCAAACUUUAUCACUCACAAGAAGUUUUAUUGCUCGUCACAUGCUGCCGAGCACGUGAAAUGAAAUCAUGCUUUCCCUCCAUCCCUCCUUUCCCCUUCCUCCUCUCUUUUUGGCUACACUGUCGUGUCUGGAAUAGUGCAUCAUGCAGUUUUAUAUGCUGCUUGUGGACAAUCAAGAGAAGCUUCAUGUUUCGUCAUUUUUCAUCAAGACUUAAAUGCAAAAUCAUUGAGGAAAAAAAAUUCCAAGUGUAAUAUUGGUGCCACUUUCACAUUUAUUUAUUUUACAAUCAGUAUUAAUAGGAGUAGUGAUCUUAAUUUAAACGCAAAGGAAAUUUAUAUCAGAGUUGUUUGUAAUGUUAUUGUAUAGUCAUUCUUGUGUAGCAAACAUUGUUUACACUGUAUUGUAGGUUCAACGAGACAAUAGACACAAUACAAAUCUGAAAUGCAUUUUAGACACAAAAAUAGCUACUGAAGCACUUGUGUAUUCUUAUUUGCUGUAAUUUUUUUUGUUUGUUUAGUUUUUUUUGUUCGUUUAUUUUUGUAUAUGCCUAAAUGUCAUUUGCAGUGUGAUACUCAUGACUUCUCAGCCUUAAAACACUGUAUGGAGGGAAAACCAGGCACAACUCUGCAUCUCAUGUUUUGGCAUAUACAUACGGCUUUGCAUAUGUAUGUAGCUGUUGGUCUCCGUCUCUUUUCUUCGACUCAGAAGUGGAUGUUUUAAUGAGGAUGGCAGCGUUCUUGUAUAGUACUCGUAUUUCAGUUUGCGAUACAUUUUGGUCUCCCUUUUUAAAAUUUGCUCUCAACGCAAUACUUUGUAAAAAAAAAAAAAGAAAAAAGGGAACAUUACUGAAAGCAGUAUUAUGGCAACAGGAA
This is a messenger RNA of Pygocentrus nattereri (red-bellied piranha), 4654 nucleotides long. RefSeq names its product zinc finger protein, FOG family member 2a (gene zfpm2a). Gene Ontology annotation, molecular function: RNA polymerase II-specific DNA-binding transcription factor binding. The transcript is spliced from 8 exons. The coding region runs from base 414 to 3845 and encodes 1143 amino acids. Lineage: Eukaryota; Metazoa; Chordata; Actinopteri; Characiformes; Serrasalmidae. The record is from RefSeq and is a predicted model, not a curated record. Gene Ontology annotation, cellular component: nucleus. Gene Ontology annotation, biological process: heart development; positive regulation of transcription by RNA polymerase II; negative regulation of transcription by RNA polymerase II.